AUGGCAUGCCACUGUUUUACGAAAAUUAAUUGGCCAUAUGUUGUACUCAUUUUCAAUGUACCCACAGAACCCACUGUACAACCAACUCCACCACCACCUGAAGCAUCGCAACAAACUCCCUUACAACCUGCUUCACAGUCUUUGCCACAGCAAUCCACACAGUCUGCAUCACAACAUCCUUCCACUUCUCCUCAACACAUUCAUCAAAUUCCCAGUCCAAUCAGUAAUGUACCCACAGAACCCACUGUACAACCAACUCCACCACCACCUGAAGCAUCGCAACAAACUCCCUUACAACCUGCUUCACAGUCUUUGCCACAGCAAUCCACACAGUCUGCAUCACAACAUCCUUCCACUUCUCCUCAACACAUUCAUCAAAUUCCCAGUCCAAUCAGUAAUGUACCCACAGAACCCACUGUACAACCAACUCCACCACCACCUGAAGCAUCGCAACAAACUCCCUUACAACCUGCUUCACAGUCUUUGCCACAGCAAUCCACACAGUCUGCAUCACAACAUCCUUCCACUUCUCCUCAACACAUUCAUCAAAUUCCCAGUCCAAUCAGUAAUGUACCCACAGAACCCACUGUACAACCAACUCCACCACCACCUGAAGCAUCGCAACAAACUCCCUUACAACCUGCUUCACAGUCUUUGCCACAGCAAUCCACACAGUCUGCAUCACAACAUCCUUCCACUUCUCCUCAACACAUUCAUCAAAUUCCCAGUCCAAUCAGUAAUGUACCCACAGAACCCACUGUACAACCAACUCCACCACCACCUGAAGCAUCGCAACAAACUCCCUUACAACCUGCUUCACAGUCUUUGCCACAGCAAUCCACACAGUCUGCAUCACAACAUCCUUCCACUUCUCCUCAACACAUUCAUCAAAUUCCCAGUCCAAUCAGUAAUGUACCCACAGAACCCACUGUACAACCAACUCCACCACCACCUGAAGCAUCGCAACAAACUCCCUUACAACCUGCUUCACAGUCUUUGCCACAGCAAUCCACACAGUCUGCAUCACAACAUCCUUCCACUUCUCCUCAACACAUUCAUCAAAUUCCCAGUCCAAUCAGUAAUGUACCCACAGAACCCACUGUACAACCAACUCCACCACCACCUGAAGCAUCGCAACAAACUCCCUUACAACCUGCUUCACAGUCUUUGCCACAGCAAUCCACACAGUCUGCAUCACAACAUCCUUCCACUUCUCCUCAACACAUUCAUCAAAUUCCCAGUCCAAUCAGUAAUGUACCCACAGAACCCACUGUACAACCAACUCCACCACCACCUGAAGCAUCGCAACAAACUCCCUUACAACCUGCUUCACAGUCUUUGCCACAGCAAUCCACACAGUCUGCAUCACAACAUCCUUCCACUUCUCCUCAACACAUUCAUCAAAUUCCCAGUCCAAUCAGUAAUGUACCCACAGAACCCACUGUACAACCAACUCCACCACCACCUGAAGCAUCGCAACAAACUCCCUUACAACCUGCUUCACAGUCUUUGCCACAGCAAUCCACACAGUCUGCAUCACAACAUCCUUCCACUUCUCCUCAACACAUUCAUCAAAUUCCCAGUCCAAUCAGUAAUGUACCCACAGAACCCACUGUACAACCAACUCCACCACCACCUGAAGCAUCGCAACAAACUCCCUUACAACCUGCUUCACAGUCUUUGCCACAGCAAUCCACACAGUCUGCAUCACAACAUCCUUCCACUUCUCCUCAACACAUUCAUCAAAUUCCCAGUCCAAUCAGUAAUGUACCCACAGAACCCACUGUACAACCAACUCCACCACCACCUGCGUGUCUGAAUGCUGUUGGUUCUUGGUGCCAUAUUGGAUUCCAGCUGUUCCGGACUCCAUCGGCAGGGUUAUGCAUUGGGCCCCGAAUGAUGGGCUCUGGUUAUUUAUAG
Camellia sinensis is the source of this 1920-nucleotide messenger RNA. The record is from RefSeq and is a predicted model, not a curated record. NCBI's taxonomy places the organism in Eukaryota, Viridiplantae, Streptophyta, Magnoliopsida, Ericales, Theaceae.